GUGUGCGCACUGUUCCACAAACAGCUGCGAACACAAACAGGACAACCAUGGCACGCAGAGCCUUUCCUCUUCUUUCCCAGUGGGCUUCUCGUGUUUUUGCAGUAGAGCUGAAUGGAGCUCCGUUUUACUUUACAAUUCAAGACAAGAUCCGCGGACCAGAGGAGGUUCCACGCGUGUUCAGUGAGGUCCACAGCUCCAACAGGUGCUACUCUGUCCUCAUCUGCGGCAUAAACAGAGUCAGAAAAGCCCAGUUCUAUGGGCAGCUCAGAGACAAACUGUUGAGAGACUUGCCUCCGGAGUGUGAUUUGUCUCCCAUGUGCUCAUAUUUGCCGAAUGUCAGGGGUUCUGUCGUCAAGGGCUAUUUUCUGACAGAUAACUCUGAGAGUCCAUCAUCCACAGAGCGACUUCUGAGGGAUUUAUUACAGAGGGACCCGGUGAUGGUGUGUUCAUACCUGAGAGCUGAGGAGGGUCCGCUGUGGACCCAGCAUCUGUGGGCCAGUGUGGGGAAGGGGGACAGGGGCUUUUAUUUUGUGGUUCCAUCAGAUGAGCCUCAACAACAUCCCUCAGUUCACAGCAUCUACAACACUGAUGUUUUCUACAGCUUUGAGGAGGCGCGCCAAGUUCUGAAGGAGUGCGCUGACAUCAUCCCGGAGGCGACGUCUGUGCUGGAGCUGCUGCCGAGCAGAGCCGCCACGGCCAGAAACAAACCAGAUUUCCCCGUCGUUGUCAUAGAAGGCCUGGAUGCCACAGGUAAGACCACUUUGACUGAAUCUCUGAGGGAUAGCCUUGGAGCCACUCUUCUGCGGUCCCCUCCCCAGUGCCUGUCCCCCUGGAGGGCCCGCUUUGAUCAGGAGCCCCCCCUCAUCCGCAGGGCCUUCUACGCCCUGGGGAACUACAUCACAGCAGAACAAAUGGAGCAGGAGGCCACGAACGCACCUGUCAUCGUUGACAGGUUCUGGCACAGCACAGCAUCCUACGCCAUCGCCACAGCGGUGAGCGGCCCGGUGUCCAGCCUUCCAGCGGAGGGUUCAGAGUUGUACCGUUGGCCCAGUGAUCUGGUCCAGCCCAGUCUGGUGGUCGUACUCACCCUGGACCCGGAGGAGAGGAAGAGGAGGCUGAGGGUCAGAGGUCAAGGAAAGACCGAGGAGGAGAAAGAGCUGGAUCACAACCAUCUGUUCAGACUCAGAGUGGAGGAGGCUUACCGGCGGAUCAGCGGCCCAGCAUGCAUCACUGUGGAUGCUAGUCCUUCUGCAGACCAAGUGCUCCAACAAGUGCUGCUUUUAAUUAGGGGCAAAUGCCACUUGUAAACAGUUUUCUAUCUCCCCUGCUGGCAGCCAAGCAUCAAGUGGAUGCAGUACCACUUGUCCCCACUGGGUGCCAGUAAGGUGUUAUGGAUGUGAAACUCUGAUGGAUAAAGGCAGAUUGGAGUGUAAAGAAGAGAUUGUAUUCUGAAUGAGUAAAGGUUGAGUGGCCAGGGGCCAGAGCUGCAUACAAGAAUCAGAAAUACAUAUUCAUAUAGACACACACAUACAUGCAUGUGCAAAUUCCAUUACACACACACACACACACACACACACAAACACACACACUCACACUAUGAUACUGUCAAGUAAAAGUGUGCGUUUAACUGCUGUUUUGACCUCUCAGAAAUCAGACACAGUGUAGGCUUCAGACAUAGGAAGGCUGCCCUUAUUGACAGCCGCCUCUAUUCAGUCCAGCACAGCGGAGACAAACACUCACAUAAGGACUGGUCUCAUGGAGAACAUCGAAACACAAUAACAGGAUAAAUUCUUACUUUUUAAUCCAGUUUAUAUUCAGAGGAAGUGUUCUGAACAUGUCAAAGAAAUGUAAAACUGUUUCAUAUUAAAGAAAAAUUACACUAAAUCUGAUGGUCUCGAAAAGUCUGUGUCUUCUGUAAGCUUAGAAUAAUUGUAGAUACGUCUAGUUUUAUGUGUAUAGAGUUUAUAUGUGCAUAGAAUUUUUGUUAUUUUACUUUUCUUAUAUUUUUUCUUACAUUUUUGUAUUUAUCUUAUCCUAGAAGGACAACAAGUGCCAACAAAAGCAUCCUUGUAUGUGUUUACGUACUUGGCAGAUAAAGCUGAUUCUAAUUCUGAUCCUUUUUUAACAUACAUCUGAGUUUUACCUUGUUUUUUUUCCAUUUAUUCUGUGAACACGCUGCAAAAAUAAAAAUCUUACCAAGUGUAUUUU
This is a messenger RNA of Sphaeramia orbicularis (orbiculate cardinalfish), 2208 nucleotides long. It is a transcript of the gene cmpk2, whose product is annotated as cytidine monophosphate (UMP-CMP) kinase 2, mitochondrial. Gene Ontology annotation, molecular function: dTMP kinase activity; nucleoside diphosphate kinase activity. The transcript is spliced from 5 exons. The record is from RefSeq and is a predicted model, not a curated record. Gene Ontology annotation, biological process: dUDP biosynthetic process; dTTP biosynthetic process; dTDP biosynthetic process. Bases 48 to 1307 code for a protein of 419 amino acids. Lineage: Eukaryota; Metazoa; Chordata; Actinopteri; Kurtiformes; Apogonidae. Gene Ontology annotation, cellular component: cytoplasm; mitochondrion.